UCGUCUCUCUCUCUCCCCUCUCUCUCUCAUUUCCCAGAAUUCUCUAUUUUCCAAGAAUUCCCAGAAGCUCAGAGGGGGGAAUUGGCUACCAGUCUUCAUUAUUGCGGGAGAUCCGUGACAAGAACGAAGAGAAAUAUCAUAAAGCUUCGAGCUUUACAGAUUACAGUGCUUCUGAGGAGGAAGAAGAAGAAGGAUGAGGCUGAGGAAACCGAUGAUGUUUUUGCUUGUCGUGACGGUUCUUGCCCCAAUCGUCCUCCAUACUCGCACUCUCACCACUUACUUUACUUCCUCUUCUUCCCGGAAUGAAUUUGUUGAAGAUGUGUCCAGCUUUACAUUGGGUGGUGAAAUCAGGCAUUUGAAUGUGCUGCCUCAGGAGUCUGAUAAAGUCAUGAAGGAACCAGAAGGUGUUGUUCAUUCAGAAAAUUUAAUUCUUCCCCUCUCCCAUGGAUCGGAUGCUCUAAGAGAGGAAAAUUCACGUAAAGCCCGACAGCUUGCUCAAGAAUUACUGGAAAAUGAAAAGACCAGAUCUUAUACCGGGAACAGCAUUGGGGGAUCUGAAAAAGCAAAGGUCGAGAAUCCCAUGAGGCAGGUGACUCUUGAUGGGCAUGUAGCACAUCAGGAGGACAAAGAUUCAGUAAAACCUGCAACAAAUAGGGCAACCCGAAACACUAGUAGAGCUCAUACAAGGGAAACCAACCACACAUCAGACAGUUCAUCAGCAGAUAUCAAAACAAGACAGGAUCAGCAUAAUUCUCAUCCCUCUGGUAGGGUUGUUCCUGUUAGGAACAUCUCUACGAGUCAGACCAACCAAGUGGGACCACCGCCAGAUAAUCUUAUUCGCCAGCUUAAAGAUCAGCUUAUCAGAGGGAGGGUUUACCUUUCACUCUCAGCAACAAGUAAAAACACCCAUUUCAUAAGGGAACUCCGAUUGCGUAUGAAGGAAGUUCAAAGAGUGGUUGGUGUUGCUACAAAGGAUUCUGAGCUACCGAAGAAUGCCCAUGAGAAGUUGAAAGCAAUGGAGCAAACUUUGGCCAAGGGAAAGCAAAUACAAGAUGAUUGUUCUGCCUAUGUAAAGAAGCUUCGAGCUAUGCUUCACUCUACUGAAGAGCAGCUUCGGGCUCACAAGAAACAGACAUUAUUUUUAACCCAUUUAACCUCAAAAACACUUCCAAAGGGUCUUCACUGUCUUCCCCUGCGCCUCACAACAGAAUAUUUCAUGUUGAAUUCUUCACAACAGCAUUUUCCUAAUCAAGAGAAGUUAGAAGAUCCGAAGCUCUACCACUAUGCAAUCUUCUCGGACAACAUCUUAGCAGCAGCUGUUGUUGUAAACUCUACUGUUUCCCAUUUGAAGCACUCUUCGAACCAUGUUUUCCACAUAGUCACUGACAAGCUCAACUUUGCUGCAAUGAGAAUGUGGUUUUUGGCAAACCCUCCAAGAAAUGCUACAAUAAAUGUUCAGAACGUGGAGGAUUUUACAUGGCUAAAUUCAAGCUAUAGUCCGGUUCUCAAGCAGUUGAGUUCCCCUUCCAUGAUUGACUACUACUUCAGGGGCCGCCGUGCAAAUUCUGAUCCAAAUGUGAAGUUCAGGAACCCCAAAUAUCUCUCAAUCAUGAACCAUCUUCGUUUUUACAUGCCAGAGAUAUUCCCCAAACUGGAAAAGGUUCUUUUUUUGGAUGAUGAUGUCGUAGUCCAAAAGGAUCUUACCUCGCUUUGGUCAGUUAAUAUGAGAGGUAAAGUCAUUGGUGUGGUUGAGACAUGUGGAGAAAGCUUCCAUCGGUUUGAUCGCUAUCUCAACUUCUCAAAUCCUUUGAUUUCCAAAAAGUUCAAUCCCCGAGCUUGUGGAUGGGCGUUUGGGAUGAAUAUAUUUGAUCUGAAUCAAUGGCGGAGACAAAAUAUCACUGAGGUGUACCACUCAUGGCAGAACCUGAACCAGGACAGACAGUUGUGGAAGCUGGGAACUCUCCCGCCCGGUUUGAUUACCUUUUGGAACCAAACAUAUGCCCUUGAUCGGUCAUGGCAUGUCCUAGGCCUAGGCUAUGACCCAACCGUGAAUCAAAAGGACAUUGCAGCAGCAGCAGUGGUACACUACAAUGGUAACUUGAAACCUUGGCUUGAGAUUAGCAUUCCCAAGUUCCGAAAUCUCUGGUCAAAGUUCAUUGACUUUGACCAAGUCUAUCUGCGAGAAUGCAACGUCAAUUCAUUGAGUGACUCCUAAUUCCCCCUCCCUCCCUAUUAUUCUUUAUGUUUCUCUAGUCAAAUUUUUUAAGGUAUAUGAAUGGCGGGCCAAGCGCAACCAAUGGAGUCUUUGAAUGCCCGAGGUUCGAACCAAUUUCUUUGCAAAUGCAAGGGAACGUUUGCCUAAAUUAUGCCCUUCCCUAGGUAAAUUUCAUAAAUGGUACUUUAACUAUAAUCAUUGUAGUGUUGGUACCUCAACUUAUCUGUUUAACAAUUUUGUACCCCAACUCUUUUGAAAUGAUGUCGGUGUUUUUUCGACCACAAUUGUCUUACAUUGGCCAAAAAAGUGCAUUUAAUCUUUGUGGACGUCAUUUUCAUAAAGAGUUGGGGUAUCAAAUUGUUACAUAAACAAGUUUAAGUACCAAAAAUGUACAAUGGGUAUGGUUAAAAGUAGGGCUAUGUGGGAGUUUUGGCUGUCCUUUUUGUUUUUGUUAAGGGGUAUAUAUGUCUUAGUUGAUAGAGUGAGAGCUCUAUAUUUGAAUGUGCCUAGUAGAUUUUGUGGCUGACAUGUUUAGAUUUUUUUACAGUUUAUGCCCAAGUGCAGAUGUAUCACUAAAUGACUGAGCAUAGUCUAUUCAUUUUGUAUCUUUAUUAUUAUUGAGCAUUAUUUUUUGGUCUUGACACAUUAACAUAGGUCUCACAUAAAUGAGGCCUUUUUGUUCCAUUGCAUAGUUUGUUAUGUCCAAUCUGUAAAACUAUAGUUUGA
Molecule: messenger RNA, 2941 nt
Organism: Cuscuta campestris
Lineage: Eukaryota; Viridiplantae; Streptophyta; Magnoliopsida; Solanales; Convolvulaceae
Source: the annotation of a GenBank genome assembly